This is a messenger RNA of Schistosoma haematobium, 8428 nucleotides long. RefSeq lists its product as uncharacterized. The transcript is spliced from 13 exons. Lineage: Eukaryota; Metazoa; Platyhelminthes; Trematoda; Strigeidida; Schistosomatidae. The record is from RefSeq and is a predicted model, not a curated record. The coding region runs from base 990 to 3161 and encodes 723 amino acids.
CACAAGAAAGAGGUACUCAAAGACACACGUUAAUUACAGUAACUUCAUUUGCGAUCUUGAAACAGCACCACGAUUAAUGGUACACGGAACUGAAGAAAUCGUGCCACCACUUUACUGUGUCGAAAGUCAUAUUGGACAUAAGAUACGAAGAUUGUAGAGAUUUAAGGUCGUUUAUAUUAGGCGACAUUUCAAAGGGUUUUCUUCUUGGUUUAUGUCUAACUGGUUGGUCAAGCUUUGGAUCACUUAAGCCGGUUGUAGUCCAGUUCAUAUGUGGGCUGUCCAGUGGAUAUGAGAAUACCGACGGCACAAAGAAUAUAUCGGAAUAGUAAUCAAUGCUUCUACUAUGACUAUUCGAAAUUCGCUUCUGCCAAGGCUGAAUUUUUAAACGAAAACAAGAUCGACAGGGCUUUUUACAUGUUGACAGUUACAGAAAAGAAGUUUUUCCGACUUUUAGAUUUGUGGAAUUAUACCAUGGCAGACUAAGCACUUCUGUUGCUGUUUUCGUUCCACCAAAUCGCUACACUACACAACCGUUUUCCCAGAUAUCAGAGCCAAAUGAAUGUUCCACAUAUAAACGUUAUGUGCUGUUAUUGGGUUUGGCAGCUGGAUUAGUUAGUCUUGGGUCGCUCUGGUUAUACAACUUAUUUGAGUGGUGUUCAGGUUUACAAACUUUUGAAUAUCUGAAAAAGACACACCAGGUGUUCAGUCCAGAUGAAUCAGAAAACAAAAGACAAUUUUCAACUGGGCAUGACGACGACUUUGAUUUCAAACAAAGGAGUUCCAAUUAUUCCAAAAAGGUGGAAAGUAUAGUAGAUACACAAGUAGAUAUCGACCAGUAUUUCGAUUUGCACUAUAUCCAUUACGAUCGUAAACUUCCUUCGAAGUCUGAAGAAAUAUUUCCUAGAAAAUGUGUCACAAGCACUGACAUCGUUAUCGCGAAUAACGCCGAUCAUGGGGUCCGGUCACAUUUAUUAUGGGCUAGUGGAUCCAUGAAUUGUCCUCAUUAUGGUUCAGGCUCAUAUAAGAUCUGUACUAUUUGUUGGCUAAAUAUGCCUGACUGCUGGCUUCAUGGCCCAACAUGGAGUUCUCUGAAUUGUCAAUUUAGUUCAAAUCAAUUAUGGAGAAACACUAACCUUUUAGGACUUCUCGUAUGCUUGCAGUUAAUAUACAGAGCAAUUUAUUUAGCUUGUAGUAGUGUAACGAAACAAUCUAACUCUACACAGACUAGCCCUAUAUCUACACCGAAUUUAAUAAACAGUGGGUAUUCGGAUUGUUUACAUCAGUUGUCGAAUACUCCUUUUAAAUUUGAUAGUGAGUCUAUUACAGCUCAUACACCUUUAGUAACAUCCACUGUCAACAUGACCCCGAUUUCUAACUGUCCACUCUUAGAGCAUAGUAAGAUAGGGUUCAAUCCUUCAAAAUCAGAUCAAUCCAGUUACUUGCUUCAAUCAAAAUUAAUGAGCUCAUUCGACAUAAAUUUCAAGAAAACCAGUUUAUGUGAUAAUCAACAAAAUAACAAUGUAAAAUCUCUUUCCACAUCUAUUGAUAACGUGUUAUUUCCAAGUAUGAAAAAUGAGAGCACUGAUCAAACGUCUGUGAAUAUUAAAUCAUCUGAUAAAGAUUUUAUAGUAGAUCCUAUUGCCACUAUAUCUACAGAUCAGUUAUUGUUAAAAGUUAUCGAAAUCCUUAAUCCUAAACAAGUUGAUUGGUUAAACAACUCACCAGUUGGAACAUCAUCAUCACGAUCAUUAAUUCAUCGUGUACAUAGUGAUGCUGUGUUAGAUAGAAAAAUGAGUAAAUCUUGUAAAUAUUUGGCGAAGGAAAAUGAUUAUACUACUCGGACUACUGCCAAUCCACCUAUAUAUCAUCGUUCACGUUUUCAUUCCAGUUCAAAUUCAUCUACUUUGUCAUGUUUAAAUAUUGAUGAUAAUGAAGGUUUUGAGUACGAUGAUAUUAUUUCUAUCUAUGCAACUAAAGAUGAAGUAAUGAGAAACAUUAACAAAAAUCAAAUGACUAUAAAACAUAUUCAUGGUGAUAACAAUGAUGAAGAUGACGGUGAUGAUGUUCUCAUUGAUGAGAACAAUGAAGAUAUAGACGACAAUAUUCUUCGACAACUCGACACAUUAUCUUCUCUUCUUAACAAUAAGUCUGAUAAUUUCUUCCAAGGUCAAUCAAGUGAAAUUUCAUCAGAUUUAAACAAAAGUACAUACAUUGCAAAUGCACCUGAUGACGUAUUAAUAUCAUUCUCAUCACCGUCAUCGUCACCGGGAAUUAAUAAAAAUCCUAAUAAUUUAUUACCUAGUAGUAAUUCCGAUGCAAUAAAAUUCACUGAUCUUACACAAAAAACUGUUGUACUCACAGAUGAGUUAAACAAACUAGGUGUUACACUUGAUCGUUUAUUGUAUAAACUACAAGCUAAUCAAAUUCAGUUGGAUCAAGCUGAAGAUAAUUUAGAUUAUAUGUGGUAUUUAAGAGAUAAUUUAGAUAAUAAUUUUUCGUCAAACACAUCUGAUUGUUGUUCUGAGUUUGGUUUAAGUGAUGUCGAAGCAGAAGCUUUACUAAAUGAUGAUGGUGAUGUUGAUUUAGAUGAAAAUGGCAGUGAUGAUGAUGAAUAUAAAGGGACGGAAGAUGAUUAUUGGUCAUCACAUGGUAGAAUGACACAAUCAUCUACUCAUCCAAAUGAUUACUGUCCUAUCCGUGGUGUUUCUGGUUAUUUGUUCAGUUCACAUGGAACACUUGAUAGUUCUCAUUAUUCUAAUUUAAAAAUCCCAAGUGAUAUUCGUAAUCAUUCAUCAAAUUUGGAUUCAGGGUUAGAACAAUCAGUUAUGACAUGUUCUGAAUCAUAUGCGCAAAUGUUCUCACCAAUGCCAGAAAAACAUUUAGAAAAUUCGCUUGAUCAUCACCUUUUAUAUAAUAGAUAUUUAUCAAAUUCUCAAGUCUUUAAAAAUUACUCACAUUCACUUCCAAAGUAUUCACGUUUUAAAAAACGAUGUAGUUAUAGUCAAAGGAAACGAAUGUGUAAUAGUGAGAGUAAUCGUUUUUCUACAAAUGUUCUUCCUGAUUCUGAUGGUUUUCUACAUCCAGAUCUUACGUUUGAAAAUGAUGGUCCAUUGAAAUGGUCUGAAUCAAUGAAAGUGAAUUCAUUUUACAUGGAAUCAUAGAAUACUGACUUAAUUAUUUACAUUUUAAUCAUGAUUUUUCUUAAGAAAAAGAAAGGACAACAUUAUCUAACUAAUUCAUAACUAUUGUCUUUCAAUGUUUAAUUUGUUUCUUUUUUUAUAAGAAAAAUAUCCUACAUGUUUAUUGCACUCUCAUCAUGUAAAUACAUACAACAUAUAGUCAUAUAAUGAACUAUUUCUGCCGUCAUUACAAAUUAAUUGUGUAGUCAAAUGUAAAUUGCAUGUUAUACUUUUUCGUGUUGUUGUCAUCGUUAUCAACAAUGCAACAAUUGAAAAGUAUAAAGUAUAUUUAUACAUGAACUCGAAUUGGUUAGUCUUCAACGCUGACAUUAUUACCUCAUUUAUCAUUUUUCCUAUCAUUUGUAAUUAAUAUUAUAUAUCAUCUUAACCUUGAUAUAUUUUAUUACUGUUUGGUUUUCCAGCAACUGUUUUUUUUCUAAAAAAAAACAAUCGUUUUUCUUUUUUUUUGUUAUUAGUUUUUCAGAUUAUCAUUUCAUCUAUUGAAUACGUUUGUUCUUGAAAAAAUAAAUACUGACUUAUGUAUGCAUAUUGAUAUUAUUAUUAUUCAUUAUAUUUCUUUAUUUUAAUAAUUGCUUGAUCUCAUUAUAUAUUUGUGUUGGGUAAUAAUGAUGACGUUUUUGAAUGUGUAACACUCUACAGCGUUCAUUUUUCCGAAAUUGGAACAACGAUAUAUAUGUGACUAGGUGUGAAAAAGAAGCGAAUCCAUCAAUUGUAUACGUUGUUCUUUCGUUUAUUUAAAUGCUGUUGAUUCUAUUUUCUAAUUUUCGAGAUUUAUUUUAUAAUUUUGAAUCAACAGCUAUUUCGAUUUAUUGAAAUGGUUAUUGGAAAAAUGUUCAUAUAUGGAGUUGUUUCUUGUUGCUUGAAAUGGUGUGCUUACUCUUUAUCUUAACCGUACUUGUAUUUAUAUGUAGGAAAAUGUAUUUUUAUUUAUUUAUCUAUAUCUAUAUCUAUCUAUCUAUCUAUCUGAUCCAGUAUACUUUAUUUCUAGUUAAGUAGAAAAUGCUUAUUAAAGAAAGUCCCGUUCUUCAUUGUGUGUGUUUCAUAUUUUAGGAUGGAAGUUAUUGUAAAUUAAAUAAACGGAAAGUAUAGUUUCUUUGUAUAACAUCCAUUUUUCUCCUUUGAAGCCUGUCACGGACAAUGGUCGUCAAUAUAUAUAGUCGUUGAUGUAGAUACAUUACCGGAUCUGAUUUCGUUGACUAGCAUUUCUACUUUUAGUUAACUAGCAAUUCAAAAUAUCGUAUUAUCUAGUUUGAUAUGUAUAACAACUUAGUUAAGAUUAUUUUUAUCAACAACAAGAAAUGAGUUUCGUAAAAAGUUAUGGUUCUGUCUGAUAUUUAAUAAAAUAAUAAAUUUAUUACUACAUUCUGAUAAAUGACAUCAAACUGAAUGAUUGACUUCUAACAUUUAAUUACACUGAUUGACUCCUAGAUCAGUCUUCUUUAUGAUUCUCUGGUUUGAAGAAAGAUAUUCUCACGCUUACAUAAUCUAUCACCCAUUCACCCCUGGUACCCACUAAAUCUUCAUGAACAGUAUGCUUUCAACCAACUGAAGACAAGGUGUUACUUAACUCAUAUUGCUUCAUUUAAGUUAAGCGGAAUAAAAGGCCUGAUUUUCGAUUUGUAACAAAAUGUCAUGAAUAAUGUGUUUAUCAUUAUCCUUAUAUAUGUUCAUUUGACCAACAAAUUAAUUUGGUUCUCAAGUGAUUGUAAAAUAACUAGUCCUUUGAGAUUUCUAACUUACAACUUGAUAUCAUUUAGAUCAAAAGCCAUAACAAAUGUUCGUUUUUAGUUCAAGCUUUUCAACUGUGCACAAAUUAUAUUUCUUAAUUAAUGUACAAAUCGAUACACGGUUUCAGUAAGCAUUUGAUUUUUUAAAAAUUAUCUAUAGUUUCACAAUACUUGUUUACAAAACCAGCUAUACUCAUGCUGAGUAGAAAUUCAAAAAUUUGAUUACGGGACAUCAAGUAAUGGAUAACGGAUGACUAUAAAAUUGGUAGCUUAUAACACUACGAUCAGAAGUUUAGAUCAGUAUCAGCAUUUAGUUUGAAGUCAGAUAUAAGACCAUUUUUCGAGGGUCCCGGUGUAUCCUAAAAUGAGUUCUAGAUUCAAUUAAGCUGUUAGAUACAAUCAAAUAUAAUAUUUAUGUUUGGUGUUUUUCAGACUCUUUCAGAACUACCAAAAGUACGAAUUCCCAAAAAGGUUAAUUUUUAAGCACAGUUGAGAUACUUUUAUCGUUCAGUAUUGGCACGCACAGGGAUGGCCAAGAGAUAACCAAGGUUUUCAUUCAUCAAAAAUACUGGAGCUUUCACGGCAGUGAAUUUUGAUAAUUUGUUUCUAACGUCAACAUAAUUUAAAUGUAAACGAACUUCAUUUCUCCGAUCACCUAACUGAAAAUUAGUAAUUAUCAACAUCAUGUUUAUUACAAAAUCUAAUAACACUAAAUUGUCAACUUGUAAUGUAUGUUAUAUUUGUACCACUGAGAUUCUACUCAAGACAUUGUUUUGUUAAUAAUAAUAUAAUUUGGUCAUUGUACGGUGAUUUGAGCGAAAUAAUUUAUACGACACAUGACCCUGGACUCACAUCUACUAACCAGUUAUAUAUACUUAAUGUUCGUCAGUGUUUUGGAAAAUAGUCAAUAAUAAUUUAAUCUAUAGACUAACCCGGAUCUAACGUAUCAUUUUAAUAAUCAAAUUAAGCUUUCAUAAAUAUUAAAGAAACACUUGUAUUUCAAGUUAUGAUAGGUGGUCAAUUGGACUAUGAAAACCUCCACAUAUCAGGGAAAGCACGGCGUACAAUGAACAGUUUGGAUGCAACUACACUAUUUGAACUUCACAGAUCACCUAGCUUUUCCAUCCCAUAUAUGACAAACAAAUGCAGCCGAAGACAGUGUAUCAGCAGCCUCUGCAGUGGUAAGUUUGAACUACAACAUGGAGAACACCAACUGAAUCACACUUGAUGAAGAAGCUCUGGAACAGGUGGAAAGUUUUACGUACUUGGGCAGCGGAAUCAUCGAUGAACGUGGAGGAUCGGAUGCAGACGUAAAGACAAGGAUCGAUAAAGCAAGGGCAACAUUCCUACAGUUGAAGAACAUAUGGAACUCUAGGGACUUUAGGAGAAAAUAAGUAUCGAUAAACGUAACUCAAUGAUAAAAUAGUAUUUGAAAGUUUAGUGAACGAAAUGUGAACCUUUGUUGGUAAAUACAUAAUGAAUUAAAUUUGCAUUGACUAUUUUGUUAUAUAUACUGAGAAUACCUACACCUUUUUAAAUGAGCGAAAAUAAACUGAAUCUUCAAUACAAUUUUUGUAAAGAUGUUGUCACUAUCAAUAUACAUAGACAUACAAGGUAACUAAAAGUUACACCUUGUGUCAACUUUAUACUUCAAGUUGUCAGCUAAAUUAUACUCAUUGUAAAACAAGUUCUUUCUCACUAUAGAAAUUACAUCCAAAUAACAAGUUCUAGUUCUACUGAAAAGAGUCAAAUGGUACUAAAAUUGGUUAUUCUGUCCUUCGAUUAGAAAUAUUUUGUCCAUAUAGUCAGAAGCAAAUAUCAUAUAUAUAUGUUUCCAGGAAAAUAAUCAAAAGCCGCAUUUAACUGAGAGCAUUGCUACAUAGAUUUCGUGAAAUGUAAUCGAUCAAAAAGUCUGAAUAACUAGCAACAUAUGAGGUAGUUUUGUAAUUGUUGAAAAAUCGUCACAAACACCUAUUCACUGACAUACGAUUUUCUUUAUUUCCAAAAUUUUAUUUUAUUUAGUGAUAUUUAGGAAAAUUGUAAACAGUAAUUUGAAAGCGCCCAAUUGUUAAUUGGUGUAUGUUUAGUAGGAAGUUAACAACUGUCAAUAGCUUGUUUAAUGAAGCUGAAAGGAAAUCUUCAAAAUUUCAUACAACGACCUAUCCAAAAAAAAUACUCUUAUAGUUUGAGCAAAUAUUCUUGAAACAACCGGAUCAAUGAAACCUGUCUUAUACAUUUCGUGUUCAGCACUCAGAAUUUAAUUGUCAGUCAUGCAUGCUUAUGCAACUUGAUGAAAUGGAAUAAAUAAGAACACUUAUAACUGUGAUAUAUAAUAGCAAUGUGUUUUAUAUUUGAUCUUGGUCAUGUGUUCAACUGUAAAAUAAAACUACUUAAUAUCAAAUAUAUAAUAUGUAGAAUGUAUAAAGUUUUGAACACGUAUUUUUUAAAAGGCAAUAGUGUUUCUUUACAACUACAUACUGUGGUGGUCCUAAUGAGCAGGUUAGUUUUUGUGCGAGACAUCGAUGAGUAAUCCAUUUGCAUUGUUAAAGUUAUUAAAAUGAAAUUCCCUCGAUAUUAAAUUAGUUUACUUUAUUACUCUUCUUGGAACUAUGAUUUCUGACAAGAUCAUAACUUGAACUAACAGAAAUGGAACUUCAUGAAUCAUACUUUCUAUCAAUAGACACCAAAUUUGUCACAGAGUAAAUGAAGACAAGAUAUAUGAGCGAACUAUAUUUUUAAUUAGAUCUUCAUCAGGUUUGGCUCUAAUAUACGGUAAGAUGUAUAUAAGUUGAUGAAAAAUAUUGAACCAAUCAAUCCAAUUCGUAAAUCGAUGUGGAAAAUCAAAUAGAUUGACAAACCAAUCGUAAUAAGUAAAAUGUACUAUUUGAUGAUAAGAUGCAAUAGUGUAGUCUAUGCUGCUUAUGCUGAGAGUUAUAAGUAGUAUGUGGUGGCAAUCGGAAGUGAAACGUCUGACAGCACAAGACUGAACUAAGAAGAACAGGAAGGGAAACAGACAACGAUUGAAAUAACUACAUAAUUGGAAGAAUCAUGAAGUAUGUAAAUGACAAAUGAUGAAAGAUAUCCAAAUUAUGUGUUUAAUGUAUGAUUUUCAUAUUUUAUGAAAGCACUGUGAAUCCCUUGUGACACUUAUGAAUGUAAGUAGCUUUUAAUGAGUGAAUAUUUAACGUUUCAGACUUCUGUCCGAAAGUAUGAUAUGAUAUGAUAUUGUGUAUUCUCUUUUUAGCGAUAAGUAUUAGUGCUAGACAGACUUAUUAGAUUUUUACAUUCUUAUUAUAGAUUGACAUGAUAAUUUAGAAAAGAACAUGCCAAGUGGUAAAAACUGAUGUAAUUAACGAUCCAAAAUAUCAGUUUACGAGAAUGACAUCAUAAGUAGGAAAAAAUAUACAGUUGUAGCUAAAGAACCAAGAAACAAAGUUAAUUAAGGAAGUCCAAAUUAAGUAAAUUCAGUACAAAUGGAAAACACCUGACGUUCAUAGUUUU